AUGCCCAGCGCUCUGGGCGCCGGGCCCGGCGCUCCGGCGUGCCUGCACGCGCGCCUGCUCGCGCGCCCGCACCACGGCAGCGCGUUUCAGCACGGUUUGGCCCCGCGGCGCCGCAUCCCGCCAGAGGGCACACACAGACACGCUCCCGGAGCGCGGGCGCAGGGCCCCGACGCGCCCCCGGCGCGGCCCAGCGCGCGGAGCGCGAGCCGAGCUCGCGGCGGCGCGAAGCGCGCGUACUCACCGCGCGGCCGUCGGGGCGGGUCGAGCCCUAGGUCCAAUGGCGCUGCGGAGCGGGCGAGCAGGGGCAAUGGGCGCGGGGUGUCCGGCGGGCGGUUCGAGGCGGAGCGCGCGCUGAACAGCGAUAUCGUGCGGGCGCGCAGCAUGCGCGACAUCCUUGCUGUGUUGCGCGCGACGGGAGACCCGAAAAACAUGUCUCCCGUGAACUUGGCGACGGCUCUGCACCGCCUGUCGAAGCACGCGACCCGCGCGGAGCCCCAGGCCGUCGCGAAGAUGCUCGACUCCUGCGACGUCGACCGGCUCCUCCAGGGCGUGUCCGAGGCGAUGUCCGCGACGGCGAUUGGUGCACCGCAACGCACACGCACAGCGGCAUCCGACGGGCUCCUCGAGCCGCGGCACGUCGCGAACGUCGCGUACGCGGUCUCGAACAUCCUCCUGCGCCUCCCCGCGUCGCACGUCGCCGCGGCGGCCGCAGGCGGCGACGACGCGCCCUCCGACGACGACGACGACGCGGCGGGCCGCGCGCUGCCGAAGCCCGUGCGGCGCCGGCCCAUGCAGGUCCCGGGCAAGCUCAUGGCGCGCGGCCGGGGCCGCAACGGCGGCCGCGCUCCCGAGCCGAGCCCCCCCCCGCCGCGCCCAGCAACGGAGCCGCCAGGCUCCGUCCCACAAACGCUCGUCGCGCCGCCCGCGGCCGUGGCGCUCGUCGACGUCGCGGAGCACGUCAUCGACACCGCGAACGGCAUGCUCGACGACGCAGACGGCGCGCCGUGCCCGUUCAAGGACCUCGAGCUCGGCCAACUCAUGUACGCUCUCGGAAGGCUGUCUCGCGCCGUGACGGAGGCGCCGCCGACGCCGCGCGGCGCGCGCGUCUCGCGGCGCGCGUGCGCGCUCGUCGCGCGUCUGCAGGCCCACAUCCCGCACACGAUCGCCCCCGGGACGGUCGGCGCGGGCGGCGCCACCGCGGACGUCAACUGCUGGGCGCUGAGCAACGCGGCGUGGGCGCUCGCGUCCUGCGGCGUCGAGGCGUCGAAGCCCGUGCGCGCCGCGCUCGAAGCGGUCCUCGUCGACCCCGACGCGAAGCUCGGCCCGCUCGCACUUGCCAACAUCCUCUGGGCGCUGGCGCGCAUGUCGGUGCCGUUGCCGGAGGACGCGUUCUACGGCGCGUGCGCGCGCAUCGAGGACAGCAUCGAGGACAUGGUGUCGUCGGAGGUCUCGAUGACGCUCUGGUCGCUCGGCUCGCUCACGCAGCGUCUCGCGAUGACGACGGCUUAUACGGCGCCUCCGGCGCCGCCCUCGCGGAUGCUCGCGGCGUGCUUCGAGCGCGCGCUCGCGCUGAUGCCGCGCAUGACGGACCGCGAGCUCUCGAACGUCGCGUGGUCGAUGGGCGCGCUGCGGCACCGCCCGCCGACGCACGUGCUGGCGGCGCUGGCCGAGGACUGCGAGGCGAGGCUCGCGACGAUGGCGCCGCGGUCGGUCGCGGCGAUCGCGUGGGCGCUCGCGACGGUCGCGUACUUCCCCCCAGUCUCGCUGUUCACCGGCGUCGCGGAGGUGCUCGAGGGCCACGCGUCAGACCUGGCGCCGGGGGAGCUGUCUGCCCUUCUGUGGUCCCUGGCGGUGCUGGCGCACCUUCCGCCGCACGCGAUGGACGAGGGCGCGUCGGCGCCGUCCGCCGCGGGCCGGCCCGGCGACGUCGAUCCAGACACCCAGGGCGCGCUCGCAGGGAGUCCUGAUGUGGAGUCUUUGGUCGACAUUCUGCGAUUGGACGGCGGCGCGGUGCCGUCGCGGGCCCCGGGCGGCGUCGCGGCGCGCACGGAGGGCGCCAGCGCCGGCCGCACGUGGGCGUACGCCCUCUGGUACGACAGGGACGGGCGCAAUCUCCUCACCUCCGUCGCCGACGAGCUCUCGCGGUCGCUCGCGGCAAAGGACGGUCCCGCCGGCCCGGAGGCGCGCCAGCGCCAGGAGGACGCGGGCCGGCGCCUGUGGGCCGUCGCCACGGCCCGCGCCGCCGUCCUGCACCUGGUCGGCACGAUGUCGGAGCGCCUCGCCACGGUGCGGCGCGGGGACUUGGUAGGCGAGGACCUGCGGCAGCUGAUGCAGGUGCAGCUGCUGAUGAACAGCCAGGGGUACGGCGGCGCGGAGCUGCUGCUGCCGGACUGGGUGCUGCAGGGCGCGGAGGAGCGCUGGAAGGCGGCGGCGGGCGAGGCGAGAGUGUCGGGGUUUCAGGCGGGGGUGUUGGCGGCCCUGCAGGACCUGGGAUACGACCCCGUGCUCGAAAUGCAGUCCGAGGGCCGGCUCUUCUCCGUGGACGUCGCGCUCGCGCUCCCGGACGGCCGCCGCAUCGCCGUCGAAGCCGACGGCCCCUCGCACUUCACCUCCAACACCCCCCUCCGGCCCCUCGGGCCCACUCUCCUCCGCCGCCGCCUGCUGCGGUCUCUCGGCUGGGAGGUCGUGUCCGUGCCGUUCGUCGCGUGGGACAUCAACGCGUCGCACCAGGAGCGCAUCCACGUGCUCCGCGACCUCCUUGCGCAGCACGGCGUCGCGGGGCCUGACGCAGGGCGGAAAACACCCCUCGCGCGGCCGCGGCGGCAGGAGCGGCGGCGGCCGGUGCGGCAGCGGGCGGGCGGCGGCGCGCGGGAGGAGGACGCGGGGCCGCGGGCGUGA
This is a messenger RNA of Pedinophyceae sp. YPF-701, 2898 nucleotides long. The record is from the annotation of a GenBank genome assembly. NCBI's taxonomy places the organism in Eukaryota, Viridiplantae, Chlorophyta, Pedinophyceae.